Ciona intestinalis (vase tunicate) is the source of this 3011-nucleotide messenger RNA. RefSeq lists its product as uncharacterized. Gene Ontology annotation, molecular function: protein binding. Lineage: Eukaryota; Metazoa; Chordata; Ascidiacea; Phlebobranchia; Cionidae. The record is from RefSeq and is a predicted model, not a curated record.
UUUAGACAUGAAAUUUAGUUCGUUGGUAACGCUCAUUAGUGUAUUUUCGUUCGUCCUCGCCCAAGAAGAAUGGUUGAACCCCAGUUGCCCGCAGAUUUGUGAUUGUCGAAUGACGGAAUGGGUCGCGCCGACGCCUGAGGUGGUGACGUCAUGGAGGAAAACUGAGCAAUGCAGGAAUGUGAAAGAUGUAUCGAUACCGGACGACGCGGAAGUUCUGAACUUUGACGGGAGUUCAAGAAUUAAAAUCCCGCAGCUGGUGCAAAGAAUGGCCGAGCUCAAUAAUGUAGUUGACCUGUCGCUGACAUCGUGUAAUUUAUCCAGUCUUGAUAGCGGUUGGAAGUCGACCAGUCUUUUACGCUUGAACCUGAACGAGAAUGCCCUGACAGAGGUAUCAGAGUCGAGUAUUCGAGGUUUUCCAAACCUUGAAGAGUUAACGAUUGAACGGAACAUUCUAAAACAUAUAGAAUCUAGUACGUUUCGAAAUGCAAGUAAUCUUAAGUCCCUUCAGUUGGAUUCGAACCUGCUCGAUUCUUUAGAUUGGUUGAACGGUACAGAUGGUCUGAACGGUUUGACGAAAUUGUUUCUCGGUGGUAACCGUUUAAAAUACCCGAUUCUGGUGAAUGGAACUUUUUCAAAGCUUGCUUCUUUGCGCGACUUAGUUUUAGACGGAAUGGGCAUACGUAGAAUUAAAGGGGGUGCUUUUAAAGGUUUGGAAUUGCUUGAAACCUUGGAUUUAGACGGAAACGCGCUUCAGUCUAUUCCAUCUGAAGCUCUCCGUUUCUUGCCGAAAUUAAAAUUCCUAAACAUGAACGAUAACCUCAUUAAACAACUCGGCGACAAGUCCUUCAGUGAGAUGCGCAACCUAGUGUCGAUCGAGUUGACCAACCAACCUGAGCUUCGACUUGUAGAUGAUCGUUCGUUUUUUAACUUGAAAAGUCUUGAAAGAGUUCUCUUGUUUGGCAAUCCCAUGUUGUCUUACAUUGGCAAAAAUGCGUUUGUGUCUUGUCCCGAACUGAGUCUUAUCGACUUACACGAUACAAUGAUCGAGAGUUUGGACAAGGACGUCGUGGAUGGCCUGCCUUCACUUGUUUCUAUCGAAAUGAAAGGAAAUCCGAUUAAUUGUAACUGUGUAAUGAUGUGGUUAAAGGAUUGGCUCGUCGACCAAACUGCUCGUGAUAAAGUAGUAUGUGCGAGUCCACCAAGAUAUCGACUCAGUAGACUGGUUGACGUCAAUGAUAAUGACGUCACAUGUGCGCCCACCGUUCAACCAACGUUCCCACUUCGAAUGGUGGUUCCCGACACACAACAAGUCGUUUUAAACUGCAGAACAUUUGGAAUUCCACAACCAAAGAUAGUUUGGUUUCUGUCCUCAGGCGACAUAAUCAGAAACCAAACUGAAGCUCAAAGACAUCAAAUGAGUUUAGAUGGUUCUGGAACACUAACCAUAUUGAAACCAAAGAGCGGCGAUUAUGCUUGUACAGCUGAAAACAACAGAGGAAUGGCAAGUAGGAAGGUGUCUGUACAAGUUCUUCACUCAACAACGGUCAAGUCAAAAGUAAACACGCAACCUGCACCAACUACAAUGAUAUCAACACCAGAAGUAACUUCUGCAAAUACACAGAGAAAUCCUACAUUUGCUCAAGUAGAUGCAACCACAAAGAUAGAACCAAGCACUUUGAGCAAACUAAUAACACAGUCACAAUCUACUACAACAAACAGAAAAAUAUCAACAAUACCUACAACAACUGAGGUGACAAUACCAACAAUUAUGUCAACAAAGAAAAAUAUCAUAUUGACAAAGACAACGAAACAACAUCAGAAAGUAACAGAAGCCAUUCAAUCUACAAUUAAGAAAGCUGUCAAUGAAGAUAAAAACAAGGCAGAGCAAGUGUUACCGAUUUACAUUCCUGUGCCAAAAGUUCAAAUUCUUGAAGUAACAGCAACAUCUGCACUUAUAACAUGGAGGUCACCGAAUCAAUUGAUUGAAUUCAUGAAGGAAUAUUCACCAUAUGAGAUGAUGUUAAGCUUGGAACAUGAUGGCAGGGUUAUAUACACAGACAAAGUGGAACCAAUUUCAGUGUUUCCUAGCUGGGAGGUGGAGUCACCAGAAUACAAUAUAUCUCUACUGGAACCACAACAAACAUACAAGGUUUGUUUGAUUGUAUCAUGUUGUGCACCAUAUGUGAGAGAGAACAAAUAUUGUACAAUGCUUCAUACGAAAAUAAUUCACAAUGAAUAUGAGAAUAUACCACUUGCUAUUUCUCUUUCACUAUGUGUGGUAAUCUUGAUCAUUGGUUUCUACUUACUUGUGCGAUGUGGCCCUCACUUCUUUAAGCAGAGAUGGAACAACAAUGCCUAUAUAGGCCUUGACGAGCAGAGGGGGCAUAAAUUUGAGAUACCGAUGAAUGAACUGUAUCCACCACUAAUGCAGGGUGCAUGGGAAAGUGAUGACACCCCAAAACAAAGUGAUCGACUUAUCAACACUACAGCAAGCACUGUGUACACAUGAAUGGCUUCUUAGGAGACCGUAACAGUUUUAGUUACUUGGUUACUGUGAGAUGUCUUUUAUCAAGUCAUGAAAAGACAAUCCAAGAUAUUUAGCCCUGUUUCUUUCAUGUUUAAUUGAUACUAUCCAAAGAACUAAGGUUCUGAUUAAGUUUGCAGCAAUGUAGUGGAUAGCAGUAAUAUUUUUUCUUCAAUCAUAUUUAUGUUGUAAAUACAAUCAAUGGUAAAGUUUUGUUUAAAUUUAAAUUCUGAUUUCUAACUGUCAACCAGUCCCAAACAGUUCAUAAAUCAAAUUGUAAAGUACUUCAUAACUCAAUUCGAAAUUCUACUAUGAAUGCAGCACUAAUUCUACGCAUGUGUAAGAACUAACCAAGAACCCCACAACACAUAAACUUAUCCACCAAACAACCAAGAACAAUACUUACAAUACUACAACCUAUUUUUUUAGCGACAAUGCAUACAUACAUCCCAUAUGUUAAUAAUAAUAAAUAUAGCGGGAAACCUAA